[Torrubiella] hemipterigena is the source of this 876-nucleotide messenger RNA. The record is from the annotation of a GenBank genome assembly. NCBI's taxonomy places the organism in Eukaryota, Fungi, Ascomycota, Sordariomycetes, Hypocreales, Clavicipitaceae.
AUGGAAUCAUCCCAGUCUAUAUCAGGGAUGGAGUUUGCGCCGGAUGAUCAGGGGGCAUACCUUGACGAUCUCAUUGCUGAACUUAGAACGGCCUCCGACAAUGGCACAGCCGUGGUAACUGCCGUAGAAAAUAUACCUAUACCAACAACUGAAAUCAUUACCUUUUCUGAGGCCCCCAAUUACGACAUCCCACCAACACCGAUCCCAGUUUAUGAUCCGCCCACACUGGAUGUCGACAGCAGCUACAUUGACAUGUUUACCCGCGAAGAACAGACACCAGGGCAUAGUCGAGCGUCCUCUCCAAUUCAGGAUCGCGAAGACCAAGGUGGCGAAUAUCAAGAUGACAAAGACCAAGAUAAAAAUGGGGAAGAGGCUCCCAAAAGGUGGCUUGCAAUCGCAGUGGUAAAGAAAAUGGACAUCACCUUUUCCAACAACAUUAGAUUGCUCGAUCUUGUAUCCUUGAACGGAAUCAAAAUCGAGAAUGAGGCAGCCUUUAGAAAGGCACAAUACUUUGAAUUACAGAGCGCCCGAAGAUGGAAUGUCCCCUUUCGUAACAAGCCACUCAGUCGAAGCGCAAAGUCGUACCAGUUGCCGGACGAGAUCACACUGAUAGAUCCCAUGGACAAUUCAAAGGACGAAGUCGACGUCGUAGUUUUUCAAUCAGCGGCAAGGCUGAAUAAGCUCAAAGGACUGUUCAAAAAACAACGUCCUCCAACCAAGAAGGCGGCACCAACGCAGCGGUCAAAGAAGACCAGGUCCGGUUCCAAGCCGACAGGAAACAUCCUAUACUUUCUCAAAUUCCCUGGCCAUGUCAUCAAGGAAAUCCUCUGGCACAUUCUGGUUGUCCAAACUCCAAUCCAAGUGCGCGAAGAUUAG